This is a messenger RNA of Maniola jurtina (meadow brown), 611 nucleotides long. RefSeq lists its product as uncharacterized. Bases 1 to 585 code for a protein of 194 amino acids. The record is from RefSeq and is a predicted model, not a curated record. The transcript has 5 exons. NCBI's taxonomy places the organism in Eukaryota, Metazoa, Arthropoda, Insecta, Lepidoptera, Nymphalidae.
AUGGCUUCUCUCAAUGACAAAAUAAAUGACUUGCAAUCACAGCUACAAUCAGCUACCAAAAGAAAACUAAAAAAUGCAAAAGUGGAAAACUCUUUACGUAGUUUAGAACGCUCUUUGACUGAAGAUAUUUCACUUAUUCAAUCCGAGUGUGACUUUAUAUUGCAUCAGAUGGAGGAUUUAAAAGAUCAAAUAUCCAAAGUCACAAACCAAAUAUCAAUAACAAAAAUAUGCAGCGUCUCUGAAAAGUCUAAAUUUGAAAAUCAUCUAUCAAAUAUCAACGCUCAUAAACAAGGAUAUGAAGAUAUGCUUGCAAAAGAGCGGAAAAUAGCUGACCUUCAAAACAAAAAAGUAAAGGAAGAGCAGGAGGAAAUAGAGAGACGGAAAAUAGCGAAGGUUUUGGAGAUGAACGAACAAAAAUGCAAGGAGGCAGCGGCUAUAGAAAGCGAAUGCGAUGCUAUUGAGCGUGAAUGCAGUGUUUUGACGAAAAGAAACAAGGCUAUUAUGUUACAGCUGAAACGCAAAUUAGUACAAGCCGGAGGCACCAGACGUGAGCUGAUAGAAAAAAAUGAAUUAGUAAAUAAUUAAACCAAUAUUACCUACCAAUAAAGCGU